CCACUGGCAGUCGCCGAACCUCAUGCAUUGCGCGUAGGAUUGUGUGAAUAGGCGCGUCUGCCUUUUUUGCGACACUGCCCGAACCCUUACUGAUACCUGUUGUUCUCUGUUCUGCACCCUCGCGUCGCGCAACAACUAAGCACAGACUAAGCAGGCUCUGUGCCAGCCUACGGUCUGGCCAUCAACCCCCAAGAUGUCUGGCCUGUUCGGCAGCACGGCUGCGUCCGCUGCCUCUACAAGCACCACCGGUGAUGUCUCUAAAGAUGUAGCCUUGGUAACGCCACCAGAAGACAGCAUAUCAGACCUGAAGUUCUCUCCUUCAGCCGACUUCCUCGCAGUUGCAUCAUGGGACAAGAAAGUAAGGAUAUACCAGGUGAAUGAACAAGGUCAGAGCGAGGGAAAGGCUGCUAUGGACUUUGACGGUCCUGUGCUCAGCUGCGCAUGGUCUGAAGACGGACAGAAAAUCGCAGGUGUUGGCGCCGACAAAACCUUCCGACUACUCGACCUUGCGUCUGGCAAUAUGACCCCUCAGACCCUUGUGGCCCACGACCAGCCAAUCCGUUCAUGCGCUUUCACUACUAUUCAGAACUCACCCAUUCUCAUCACCGGCUCCUGGGACAAAACAGUGAAAUACUGGGACUUCAGAUCACCGAACGCAGUAGCGACUCUACAAUGUCAAGAACGAGUAUACACGAUGGACGUCAAGAGCAAACUGCUCGUGAUAGGGACUGCGGACCGAUACAUCAACAUUGUCGACCUGAACUCACCAGAGAAGUUCUACAAGUCAAUGCAAUCACCAUUGAAAUUCCAGACCAGAGUUGUGAGCUGCUUCACGGAUGCUACGGGCUUCGCAGUGGGCAGCAUUGAGGGUAGAUGUGCAAUCCAGUACGUGGAAGAGAAGGACUCAUCAAAUAACUUCAGCUUCAAAUGCCACCGAGACACUCCGAAUGCGACGGGGCCGAAUCGCGACACCGCAAACGUCUAUGCAGUCAACGCCAUUUCCUUCCAUCCAGUACACGGAACAUUCUCGACUGGAGGCAGCGAUGGAACAUUCCACUUUUGGGACGGCAAUGCGAAACACAGACUCAAAGGUUACCCGAAUGUGGGCUCACCGAUCACGGCAACAGCGUUCAAUCGACAAGGAACGGUAUUUGCAUACGCGCUCUCGUAUGACUGGAGCCAGGGCUACCAGAAAAAUACACCACAGUUGCCCAACAAAAUUAUGUUACAUGGCGUGCAGCCGGAGGAGGUCAAACCCAGACCAGGAGGGAAGAAGAGAUGAUCUACUCAGCGCUGUGGACGGAUACCAAAAUCGAAUUGGAGAGCGGCUGAUGGUGCGAUGCACAUUUCCGUGGUAGACUUGAGAGAAGAUGAUGAGCGCGCGUUGGUGAUUCUGACGUUCCGACAAUUUCCAAGAUACGUCGACAAUACGGCCCUAAGGCAGAGGCGAAGCAAUUACGAUCAGGCAGCACG
Molecule: messenger RNA, 1473 nt
Organism: Exophiala viscosa
Lineage: Eukaryota; Fungi; Ascomycota; Eurotiomycetes; Chaetothyriales; Herpotrichiellaceae
Product: cell cycle arrest protein BUB3
Exons: 2
Coding region: 194-1282 (362 amino acids)
Biological process (GO): transcription-dependent tethering of RNA polymerase II gene DNA at nuclear periphery; RNA export from nucleus
Cellular component (GO): nuclear pore
Molecular function (GO): ubiquitin binding; RNA binding
Source: RefSeq, a predicted model, not a curated record